This is a messenger RNA of Brienomyrus brachyistius, 3540 nucleotides long. RefSeq names its product heat shock protein 70 family, member 13 (gene hspa13). The transcript is spliced from 5 exons. Gene Ontology annotation, cellular component: cytosol; cytoplasm; nucleus. NCBI's taxonomy places the organism in Eukaryota, Metazoa, Chordata, Actinopteri, Osteoglossiformes, Mormyridae. Gene Ontology annotation, molecular function: ATP-dependent protein folding chaperone; ATP hydrolysis activity; ATP binding. Gene Ontology annotation, biological process: protein refolding; cellular response to unfolded protein; vesicle-mediated transport. The record is from RefSeq and is a predicted model, not a curated record. Bases 145 to 1458 code for a protein of 437 amino acids.
CACUGUAAAGCUGACGUGUGGUUUACAAUUUCGGUAUCGCUACAAGUUACCGGUAACUGUUCGCCUGUUAUCUGUGAAUUAUUUUUGUAGAUUUUUCGCCACAUCUCAUGGUUCGUAAGUGUACAGCUGUAUCAGACAUUCGGGAUGGCUGGAGAAAUGUCAAUACUGGGAUCAGCUAUUCUAGCGCUUCUCCUCGCCGGUUACCUUGGUCAGCAGUACCUGCCUCCCCCAAAGCCUAAGGUGAUCGGUUUGGACUUGGGGACCACGUUCUGCUCCGUGGGAGUUUUCCACGCAGGGACCGGCGACGUGGAGGUCAUCGGCGACCAGGAGGGCCGGAAGAGCAUUCCCAGUGUGGUAUCGUUCACCGCCACGGACAUUCACGCAGGCUACGAGGGGCAGGAGCUAGCGGACAACAAUCCCCACAACACCAUUUAUGAUGCCAAGCGGUUCAUUGGGAAAAUUUUUGAGCCCGAGGGCUUGGAAGAAGAAAGUUCCCGUUAUCAAUUCAAGGUGUUGUACAACAACGGAAGUGCAGAAUUUUUAGUUUCGACCAAUCGCACAUUCACAGUGAGCCCAGAAUUCAUUAGUUUCCAGCUCUUGCGGAAGAUGAAGAAGAUGGCUGAGAAACACCUAGGUGUGGUAGUCGAAAAGGCGGUCAUCUCUGUGCCAGCAGAGUUUGACGAGCGGCAAAGGAACUAUACCAUCAAGGCUGCCCGUUUGGCUGGGCUGGAGAUCCUGCGGGUGAUCAAUGAGCCGACUGCAGCAGCCAUGGCGUACGGGCUGCACAAGGUGGACGUGUCUAACGUGCUGGUGGUGGACCUGGGGGGAGGGACGCUGGAUGUGUCUUUGCUGAACAAGCAAGGGGGGAUGUUUCUCACCAGGGCCAUGGCAGGGAACAACAAGCUUGGGGGACAGGACUUCAGUCAAAGGCUGUUGCGACAUACCAUGGAGAGGAUCCAGCAGGAACACGGCACUCCACCCACGAGAAAAGAGGACAUCCACCGCCUGCGGCAAGCCGUGGAGGCUGCCAAGCUCAACCUCACCUUCCAGCCAAGCGUCGUGCUGAGGAUCCCGUUGCACCUGGAGACCGGGGAGGACCCAGAACUCAGUACACCGGUGGUAUUUGAGGAGCUGAUUACCAGGGAUCUUUUCGAGGAACUCAACGCCGACCUUUUCCAGAAGAUACUUGUGCCAGUGGAGAGAGUGUUGGCAGAGGGUCAUCUCCACAAGGAGGAGGUGGAUGAGAUAGUGCUAGUUGGAGGCUCGACCCGCAUCCCCCGUGUCCGGCAGCUCAUCAGCGAGUACUUCAGCAAGGACCCCAAUACCUCGGUGGACCCAGACUUGGCCGUGGUCACAGGUGUGGCCAUCCAGGCAGGAAUCAUGGGAGGCUCCUGGCCUUUGCAAGUCAGCGCCAUUGAGGUCCCGAACAAACACCUGCGCAAGACGAACUUUAGCUGAUUUCCCCCCCCCUUCAAAUGAAUGAGAUGGUUUUCAUCUGAUCGCUGGGCCACAUGACCGAGUUAUCAAAUGAUGUCCCACAUCUCUGGUACCUCUCAUAAAAUAGGUGAGCCAGAACCUUGCAGUCAGCCUGAAGUUACUUAAGUAAACGUAGAGGAAUAUAUAUUUUUCUUACCCCAUUUAAAACUUAGACUCCCUUUGCUGAAGGGAGUCAGACAAUAUCGAGUGUCUCUGUACACACACACAUAUUAUAAUUAUACAUGAGGAGACAAUGAACAGCCUCAAUGGGGACCUUUGCAAAAAGCAUCGUCUCACAGCACGUACGGCUUGCCCGAGUUCACAGAGGUACGAAAGCUUUUGGAAAGACCCUUGCAAAGUGCCAUAAGUGGCACUGUUUUCUAUUUCGGAAUUGAGAGCAUAAUAUCCGCUGUGUGUUAUUUAUUUAUUUAUUGUCCAUUUAUAUGAAUUGAUGUCUGGGUGCAGGAUGACAUAUGGUGUGAAAGUGGCUGCGUCUGUAGUCACAGCUCAUUUGGGAUGUUUUUUAGUCGCUUGUUUCCUCGUCCCCGUGCCUUUUACGAAAGCUGCUGUUGUGCAGCCAUGGCUGACAUACAGUUGUCACCUUAUCUUCCGAUAGGAUCAUUUAACGGUGUCAUUGCGGCACACGGUGCAGCCGCUGAAAGGCACUUUGGUGGCCCUGGCUGUUAGCUCCGAUGGUUCUCACCUCCAGGGCUUUGCGUUCUUCUUCUGCCCUUGACUUUCUGCAUUUUGAGUUUGUCUGGAGUCUCCACGCUUGUAUAAGAAUAAUCUGGAUAAUCCACAACCCAUGCGGUUCAGAUCAGGGCUGUUCAAAUCUUGACCUCGAUUCUAAAUCCAGGCCUUGUUUUCAGUUCUCCCAUGCAGUUAAACAUUUACUGAUUCUGAUUGGGCGGAGGCUUUCCGCCUGGCUGGAAAAUAAGCAGGGCUCGGACCUUGAAGACCGUGAUCUGUAUAGCCCUGGGUAUGAUGAAGUGUCUCAAAUUUUCCUCUAGUUUAUAAUUGUGUGUGAACGAGAGGGAAUCCUGUGCAUGUGCCCUAUGGCUCUGGUGUUGGUUCCAUGUUCACUGUGAACUUGUAUAAUGCAGUUGAUGUGCGUCGUUCUACUCUCCUCUGAAAAUGGGAAAUAAGAAUUCCACUCCGACACAACACAUUGUGACAAAGCAUUGUGUGUUAAACAAUGAGCUCUGAAGACUGAACACUGGAUGAUAAAACUCUUGUGUCGUUCGCAAAGCGUAAAAGGGACUGCGCUAUUGCGAAAGUUAGCUUGUUACCGAUCAGCUAAUGUUACAGUGGCGUUUCCAGUUGGCAAACAUAGAAGCUGAUACUACUGCAUACUGCACAAAAAUUCACUUGUUGCAUUCCAUAAGUUAUAUUUAUAAAUCUAUGAAUUUUACAAGCGAAUUCAGAAAAAUUAUGCUGUGAACUUAAUGCUUGGUGCAGUAUGACAUUUCUGCGUGUACAUGGAUACACGGAUGUGUACAUUCCCAACCUAUUUUAUGUGCAAACUUGCACACACAAAUCUGCACCUUCACUAAAUCUUUCCUUGCGAUUUCACGGUUGCCGGUGACCCUCCUGUUUGGUUUCCAUAUAAAUCUUUUGGCUCCCUCUUGUGGCCAACUGGUAAAAGUGCAUGAACACAAACGGCACAGGCGUAAGAAAUUUGUACAAUUGCACUUUCAAAACGGAGACUUUUUAUUGCACACAUGAAAUAACAAACCGAAACAGCGCAUAAGGUACAAAUAUGUAUUUAAAAAGUAUCCGAGGAAAUCAGUUCAUCAUACAAAUUAAUUAGAAGCUCAUAUUACUUUGCCUUUUCACCAGACAGAAUUACCGAGUAUUUUUUCUUUAGUUUAUUUCCCACUGCGCAUUAAUACUAAAGAACAUUUUUGUACCAAUGUGCCAUCUUGGAAGGGGAAAAAAAGUCUGCUGUGAAAAUUGUUGACAGCGCCUUUGAUUACUUCUGUCCAGAUAGUUUUUGUCAUUUCACAUAAAUGUCAUUCGAAAUUUGAUUCUGCCAUUAAAAAUGAUAAACGCCUGUUUAAUCCA